GGAUUGUACACAUCACUAUUACGUCUGCAACUGUCACAAAUGUCAAAGUGUGCUUUCAUCCGUUGUGUUUUGUUUACAGCGUCUUUUUAAAAUUUUACAACUCAAAAACGAUUUGAUCGCUAUUUUACUAAUUUCCUUCCACAAAUUUUCCAACAAGUUACCUAAUGUGAAACAUGGAAUGCGGUGAAAACGAAAAUGAUGGAGAAAAAUCUGUUGAUGAAACAAAUGCUGUAGUGAACUCUGUGAUACUUGAUUAUUACAAAAAGUUUGGCCGUAAAAGAGAUUUGGAGCAGUACUUUUCGUUGUCUUCGGCUGAGACAGAGGUUAGGGACGUGAGCAGCCUGUUUUGGAGAAGAAUGAAGUCGCAUACAGACUCAUCGGAUUCGGGGGAGAGAAAGAGUGAAUCUUCGACUGAGCUUUGCAGAAUCUCUAUCAAAUGCUCUAUGCCAGAGCCAUGCAGUUCUCAGGAAGACAACACAAAAACCAAGAGUGACUCGGAAUCACCACCGAUUAUUGUAGAAGAAGUUGCAUCAAGAAAUACUGACGAAGACUCGGUCAAUGAAUUUAAUGACGAUAACCAAUCUCAGAAGUCCAUAGACGUGACAUUGGACACCUCGAUGAACAAACCACACUCACCGACCAGUAGCAUUACGUCACAAAGAAAACUCGAAUGGGACUCGUUAGCUGACGUCGGCUACGGCAAUGAAAGUGGCACUAAAACAUCUGCAUCUAGCCUCAGCACGUUAGAAAGACUUGCUCUAAAACAACAAUAUUCUAACAAUGACACCAAAAAUAAUGACGAUCUAGGUGCUCCUACUGCACAUUCGACUCCUGUUGACAUAAAUGAAAACAAAUCUAAAAGUAAAAAAGGCGGUAUGAGAAAAACAACUAAAAUCUAUAAAAAAGAUGUUGAUGUCGUUGAAGUUAGCGUUCCUCAAGGCUCUGAAAUAAGUCCAUCUCAACCCAUUAAUGUUAACUUGACUAAACACAUAUCCUUCAACAUGGAAAGAGAUGGUGGCAUCAGCUUGGACAAUAUAAAAAAAGAUCUUAAUGUAACUCCUGAAACUGCACCAAGAACUGGAGAGAACUCUGAAAUCAAAAUGGAUAAAGAAAUCCAAACUACACUGACUAAAACUAGACAACAAUCUAGCCCUAGAGCUGACCAGGCCCCACAAGUUUGCUACCAAAAAGUUCCAGUCUUAAUAAGUCUCAAUACCCUAAAAAAGAAAUUUCGCAAAAAGAAGCUCAAAGUUGCUAGAAGAAAAUUAAGAAGCAAAAAGAAACCAACUGCUGACAAAGAAAAUAUUCCUCAAGAAAAAAGCAUGGAGCAAGUUUCGGCUGCAGAAAGCUUCGAAUAUAUGCCUGGGCAUGUUUAUAACCAAAACCAAAUGAAUCAGGAACAACCCAGAUCUAACAACAAUGCUACGGGAAAUAAGUCAAGUUUGGAAUCCAGUGGCGCGGUCACAACUACUGAAUCUAGCAAAGAUUCAAAACAUUCAUUUACUAAAGACUUAGAGAAGAGCAUAGACCUCCUAAAAGUCGCGUUACGCAAAUCAAAUGACGACGCUGAAUUAAAAAACAAACUCGUUAAAGAAGUAGUCCAAAGACUUCUCAAGUCAAGGUACAGAGAUGACGAAAGUACAACAGAUUUUUUGUCUGGCUUGAGUUUCAGCAGCAAAAAAUUAGGUCUAGGUGAGAGUCACACUACAACCAGCACUUCAGAUAGCAAUAAUAUUGACAUAAAUCCCAAAUCGCGACCAAGGAAAUCGAUAUUGCGCCUAGAUAAAUUUAACGCAAAUGUUUUAGCUUCAACAUCGCAAAGUGCCCCUAAUUUGCCUUCUGUUUCAAAUAGUGAGAAGCCUAUAGUCCCAAAUCCUCUAAAACCAACAACACCUACUGAAUCUGACGUGUCUAGCGGCAAACGUUCGUCGGACACGGCAUUCGCCAAAACGUCAUCAGAGGAAUUGUACCAGAAAUAUCUAGAAGCCCUAAGAAGAGAACAAGCAUAUAAAAAACAUCUGAAAGAUAAAGAAAACUUUCUAAAACAGAAAUUAGUGUGUUCAGACACAGCAUUCAAAGUACCACAUACCGAUGUUCACGUUAACAAUAAACUAAAAGAUCUAAUAAAAGAUUUAACUCGAAAUAAUUACGACGAUGGGUCUGGUGAUGCUAGCAAAUUGGAGGGGGGCUCUAAUUCUAAUUACGAUGUUCAAAACCACAGUUCCAUAAGAAAACAUCGAAGUCAUUCGGUUUUUACGUUAUCUUCGGGCAAUUCUGACGAUAAUAGAAAGGCUAAUUUGAAGAAACAGCUUCAAAAUGAAAUGAAAGAAGCAAAAGCUGGUCACAGCAGAGAUGACCAUCACCAUCAAUGUUGUUGUACUCGUCAAUUUGCGUUUCCUAAAGCUGCAGUUGAUAGUUCUGUACAAGUUAAUAUCAAAAAUAACAGCAAUGAAGGUUCAGCUGAAAAGCAAAGACAACCAGUACAAAAAGUGGCCGAUUGCGAGUGCUGUGGAAGCAACAGGAUUUCACCCAGAAACGUUGCGCAUGUUGUAUCAGAUGAUGCUGGAGAUAUAAAAUUUGUGUGUUUGUGCAACAAAAAGGCACCCCAACAAGAAAUGCCUGACAACAUGCUGAUUUACAAAUGUUCGCGUUUGACUACUAGAGGGGUUCAAUUAGAAAAUGCCACAUCAAAAACGUCCAACACAGUUGGUGUGCAAUGUAUGGGCGACUCGCUCUCUAAGCCUAAUAAGCCUGACGACGCUUCCCAACCAUCAACUUCGAAAGAACGAGAUAACGCAUAUGAGCAACAGUAUAAAAAAUUCAGUCGCAGUAGUAGCUCAGAAAAUAUUCCCGAAAUCGAUAAAAUGUCCAAGACAUCACAAACUAAUUUGGCAAUAAAAAUGCUACAGCGGAAAUCUAGUGUGCGUAGUUUUACGUCAUCCUCGUCCGCUGGACCAAAAUCAUAUAACUCAACUGAUAUGAAUAAAAUCUUAGUCCAUGAAGCCACAAGGUCGAUUCAAACAGAAAUCAGCAUCAAUCCAAGAAUUGCAGAUCCUUCUCUUACUGACAUUAAUAUUGUUAAUGACACCGAUUGCGUCAAAUUAAUAAAUGAACGGUUCAGAGAAACUUCCAAAAAGAAUUCUGAGACAGACAUAAUGCAUCCCAGAAAUGACAAUGAUAAAGUAGAUACUAUUAGUAACGAAUCUCCAAGAAUACAGCAUAAAUGUGUUUGUGCUGAAGAAGCUAAAAGUAACCAUGAUAGUCCACGAUCUUGUUGCUCAAAUAAAGUAGAUAAGGAAAUUCAAUCUGACAUAGAACCAAAUAAUAUCGUAGUACAGCCAAAUGUAAUGCCUCAUUCAGAAGCGACUGACAACUUUACUAUUCCUAUACAAGGAACGAAUAUGACGUUGAUGGUAAAAAUUGGCUCACAAUCUUCUAAGCCACAGAAUGAAAAUAAAUGUGACGACUUUACGACUCAAUGUGUCGGAACGGAUAAAAAGGAUACCAAUGAAAAAGAGACUAAUUUGAGAGAAGAAUGUUCCAAAGGUGUUCAAUCUCAAACAACUGAUAUAUUCAGUUCAAUGACCAAUGAAAUGAGACAAUCUCCACGUGAUUGCAUUUUUGAACAACCACCUGUUGAACAAAAGAAAUACCCCACAAAGGAAGAAAUUAUGGAUGCUUUCAAUAAACGUUGCUUGGUUAAUUCUUGCCUGGAUGGUAAUACUGUCAGAUAUACAUAUCCAAGGAAUGUCCAAAUAAAUCCCAAACAAUUUUUGAGAAGUAAUACGGAUUCAGGGAGGUUUGUAUCCGGCACAUGUGUUCAGACAGAUAGCAUUGAUAAGAUGGAUGCGGUGACACAACAAGAUCCACCUUUAGAAGAGAUUCUAAAAUGUAAAACCGAUUCAGAAGAAGCUAAAAGUAAAUCCUGUUCAGACAAGUCUUGUUCUUCAAAGGCUGGCAGCUGUAAUGAGCAGAAGGGUAGUGCUUCUGAAUCUCAAAGUCGUAAGUCUAGUAGUGAAGGGGAUAAAGAUCCAAUUUUGGAUAUCAUAAAGAACAUCACGAAACGCUAUUCGAAGAAGGACAUCGAUAGGAGUAAAAAGAAGAAGUGUUUCAAGGAAAUUGUGACGGUUUUGAACUAUCUGCUAGAUACUGACGAUGGCACGGAUAUCGAACACCUUAAAAUAUCCGACACCUCUAGUGCGCGUGAUACCGACAGUGAUAAAACUAAGAAACCCAAAGAAAAACCUGCAUGCACUAAUAUUUGCGACAAAAAAACUAGUCCAAAGAAAGUGGAUAAGGCAAUACAGCUGUCACCAAAGCCAAGAGCCAACAAAGAGUCGGCUGAAUCAUCGGAAAUACAAGCGACUACUGACUUUCCUGGGACUUCAUCGGAUUCUGCGACGUGUAAGGUGUUGAAUAAAAUAAAGAGAGAAUGCGAGAAGUAUCACCAGAAACGUUGCAAGUCCCAUAUGGGAAAGAAGUGUGACCCAUCGAGUAGUACUUCAGUGAACUGUGAUCAGUGCAAGAAGGUUCACCACUGCUACUGCAGAGCGCACAGAUGUCACAAGUCCAAGUCAUCUGGCGAAAAAAUGAAAAAGAAGUGUGUAGCAUACAACCUCAUAAUCCAGACUUCAGAUAGCAUGAUCAGCGAAGAAACUGUUAUGGAUAAAAACUCUAAGCCCUUGCAAAAUAUUGUUGUUAAAGUGCCUUCAAGGAAGAGGAAUAUGGAGAAGGUGCCUUUUAACGAAGUAUGUUCUAAGAUUGAGAAAAAUAUGCCUCGGUGUAGUCCUAGAGGAGAUUCAAGGACGCAUCGCUCGAGAAGUCUUCCAAACGACAGCGAGAUUUCUAGUGUAGAUGAGUUCGCUAAAAGAAACUGCGGAUAUACUGUAAGGGAUUAUUUGGAGAAGAACAGACCAGACUUUGUGGAGAAGACUUCGAAUCGCCAGCAGUGUUUGAAGAUUAUUAGUGAAAAGAGAGCAGACCAACGUGCCACACAGCGACAACUGGUGUCAGUUCAACUGGACCGGCGGCCGUCGGUGAGCGCGCUGAGCGAGACAGAGCUACGGCGUCUCGCUCACGACUUGGGCGUCCAGCUACGUAGAAGGAAACUCGACCCAAAAUUCAUAAGUGAACGUGAAAUGAAGAAACAUUCCGAAAUGAUCUACAAAUCGUUGCCCGAACAAGUGCAGAAGAAGGAGGAAAUUAAGAAAGAAAACAUAAAGAAAACCAAUCUGUUGAUGGCCAACAUGUUUAGAAAGAACCUCCAAAAGAAGACUUUACGUGGAUCAGUAAAUCUCUCCAACUACUCGACCGUUAUAAAAAUUUGACACAAAAACACAUUUUUGAUAAAAACGUCGCACACCAAAUGAAAUGUGUUCAAAGCGUUAUACGAAUUGUUAUACAUUUGUGUUUUUUUACAACAAAGAAUGUUGAUUUUGUUCUAUUGACUAUUUUAAUAAAUA
Messenger RNA from Ostrinia nubilalis (European corn borer), 5462 nucleotides. RefSeq lists its product as uncharacterized. The record is from RefSeq and is a predicted model, not a curated record. The coding region runs from base 174 to 5327 and encodes 1717 amino acids. The transcript has 6 exons. NCBI's taxonomy places the organism in Eukaryota, Metazoa, Arthropoda, Insecta, Lepidoptera, Crambidae.